AUGUCCCCAGACCUUCCCAAUCCUGUCUUCAUUGACUGCCACCUGGACUUGAGCCAGUGUUCCCUCUGCUGGUUGGAGGUCAAUGCGAAGAGGCUGCUGGCAGGACUGCGGGCUUUCCAUUUGGGGGGCGUGACAGACAAGGCUGAUGCAGGCGCUGUGAAGCCGAGGAGUGUCUGUCCAGGGCCCGCCCUGGGUGUGGAUGCAGUGGCCUUUGUAUGGUGUGAGGAAAGCAUCUCGGAACACUUCGCAGAGAAGACAAGGAACUUUGUCAGUCGAAGCCUUGCCAUAGGAGAAGUUUUGUCCACAGCGGACAUGGCCACAGCAGUAAAGUGUGGAAUAAUCUAUUGGCUGUUCGGUGGCGCAGUCAGGAACCUCGGAAGCCCAAGACAUAUAACCAAGUGGCUUCAGCCACUCCAGGAGCAGAAGUACACUGGGAUGUUUGCAAUGACUGAGAGAGGCCACGGCAGCAACGUGAAAAGGAUCCAGACCGAAGCUACCUUUGACCUCUCUGCACAGGAGUUUGUGAUCCACACACCGUGUGAAGAUGCCGUGAAGAUGUACAUUGGAAACGCCAUGCACGGGAACUAUGCCGCGGUCUUCGCCCAGCUCAUUGUGGAUGGCAGGUCUCAAGGGCCUCACUGUUUCAUCGUUCCUGUCCGCGACGAAAGUGGAAGCUUGUACCCAGGAGUGACUGCAAUUGACAUGAUGUACAAAGAGGGUUUGCAUGGUGUGGAUAAUGGGAUUUUAAUAUUUGACAAGGUUCGGAUACCAAGGGACAACCUGUUGGAUAAGUUCGGUUCACUGGCUCCAGGUGGGCAGUACUACUCCCCUAUUGAGGAUAAGAGUGCAAGAUUCAACGCGAUACUGGCAGCACUGACCCCUUCGAGAUUGGCGGUGACUUUCCAAGCUAUGGGUGCCAUGAAGCUUGGGCUGACGAUAGCCAUUCGCUACAGCCACAGCCGGAGACAGUUUGGACCCAAGGCCGAGGAGGAGGUCAAGAUUAUUGCACAUCAAACGCAGUCCCUUCGGCUGAUGCCUCAUCUGGCUACGACCUUGGCCCUGACUUUUGCCAGCAGAUAUGCUGGCGGCCUCCUGGACGAGGAUAUCUUCCAAGGGAAGGAGCUGGUGGACAGCCGCCCGCUGCAGGCGCUGGUGGCUGGGCUGAAGGCCUACAGUACCUGGGAGAACAUCCGCUGUCUGCAGGACUGCCGCGAGUGCACUGGCGGCAUGGUUGUGGUGCGGGAAUUGCUGGCUCAAUACACCAAACAGUGCCAAGAAAGACCACUUGCUAGCUGGCUUCGAAGCUGGGCUGAGUCUGGGGGCGACAACCUGAGAACCAGCUUCCUGGCAUUUACCGCGAACACAGUUGGUGCUCUCACCUUUCUGUUGAAAGCAGUGAAUUUUCGUGAAAGGGUUCUUCAGCGGGGUUUGGUGGCCAGAAUUUAUUAUAAGGUGGUGACCAAGAAGGAGGACUUCUUCGGGGCCUGGAACUCGUGUCUGCAUCAUGUCGCCUCCCUGUCUCUGGCACAUGUUCACAGAGUUACCUUGGAGCAGUUCUACUUGGCAGCGAGGCGCUGUCCUGAGCCAGAGCACCGGGCCCUGCUCAUGAAGUUUUGCCUGUUGUAUGGAACCAAGCUGGUGUUCCAGGAGCGAGCCUGGUAUCUCGAACAUAAAUAUUUGACUCCCGCGGCCAGCACAAGGAUUAGGAGUCAGUUGCUGGAUUUGUGUGACUCAGUGAAGGACGAUGCCCUGAGGGUGAUCUCCGCUUUUAACAUUCCGCACGCCUUCCUGCACGCGCCGAUUGCUGGGAUAGCCAACCCGCGGGCCACCUGGGCUUUCUAUCCCGCACCGCUGCGGCCCAAGCCGGCGGCCAAGUUAUAGCGGACGUGGUGGCGAGGUGGUGGCCCGCCCGCAGCUGCCACCAUGUCACUUCUCUGACUCCCGGAGCGGGGGCGGAGGCCCAGCUGGCGCUUGGAGCUGCGGAUCAAGGGUCCCGCCGAGGCUGGCGAGGCGCGCGCCAAGCUGUCUCGAACCGAGUGCGUGUGGCGUUGCGCCCUCGCCCUGUAACCCGCCCGCCUGCGCCAACUCUCCGGCUUCGGCGGGACCCCCUUCACAGAGGGGCUCCCUGCGAGCGCGCCCCACGGCCCCGUGCGACCCAAAGUCUCCGGCUGGCAGCGAUGACUCAGAUUCCCAGUGAUUGAAAAACCGUGGCGCCGGGUGAAAAAAAAAAAUCAAAGCACAGAAAUCAACCGCCCGCGGGCAGAAGUUCAGCCCCGCGAGCGACGCGGUUCCAGUGAGUCACAGCCUCCCGGCGCCGCGAGUAAGCGCUUGGCCGGACUGAGCCUGCAUCGGGAGUGGCUGGAGCAGGCUCGGGAAGACAUCGCGCGGGAAACGUUUGCAACACCGAGCGCGAUGUACUCCGUUCCCUCGCAGAGCGUGGACACCGGGGUUAAUAAAGAAACUAGGCAACGCGAAGGCGCUCUCGCGGCUUGCCGAGGGCGGGGAGGCGGGCCGGGGAAGACGCUGCA
Pteropus alecto (black flying fox) is the source of this 2528-nucleotide messenger RNA. It is a transcript of the gene ACOXL, whose product is annotated as acyl-CoA oxidase like. The record is from RefSeq and is a predicted model, not a curated record. Lineage: Eukaryota; Metazoa; Chordata; Mammalia; Chiroptera; Pteropodidae. Gene Ontology annotation, biological process: lipid homeostasis; fatty acid beta-oxidation using acyl-CoA oxidase. Gene Ontology annotation, molecular function: fatty acid binding; FAD binding; acyl-CoA oxidase activity. The transcript has 17 exons. Gene Ontology annotation, cellular component: peroxisome. Bases 1 to 1881 code for a protein of 626 amino acids.